Molecule: messenger RNA, 396 nt
Organism: Nicotiana tabacum (common tobacco)
Lineage: Eukaryota; Viridiplantae; Streptophyta; Magnoliopsida; Solanales; Solanaceae
Source: RefSeq, a predicted model, not a curated record
AUGCUUCACCAAGGGCACUUGAAAGAGCUGAUGAGUGAUCGAGGGAGAGCCAACUUCGCCCAUAGAUGUGAACAGCAUCAGGGACCACCCAAACCACCUUCCCCUGCUCGAACCAUUCAAAUGAUCAUCAGAGGGGGCAACGACGCAUCAAUCAACAGCGUGAAGUUCACCACCAUCCACAAACUCAAACGGUCGAUCACUCAUGAACAGUACGACGAACUCAAAGAAAGUAUCAUCUUCAAUAAGUCGAAUACCCAAGGUUUGGUUUUUCCUCACUAUGAUGCCCUUGUCAUUACUUUAUGCAUCUUUGAUACAGAUGUAAAACGUAUUAUGGUCGAUGAUGGGAGCGACGCGUGCAUCAUCCACCCUCGAGUUCUCGCACAAUUGAAGCUCUAG